GGCACGUUUCGCAUGUCCAUGUCCCUCUGUCUUCUGUAACCUCGUAAAGCGCUUAAACCUUCCGUCUCACGGAGCUUGAAAAGUUGGAAGGACCAAAUUCUUCUGCUCUGAAACUAGAAAUUUCUCUAUCUAGGGUUUUUAAUAGCUUUCCCUAUCAUUUGAAGGAAAGAACGAGGAAUUAGGGUUGCCAGGGGAGAGUGUCCAUGGAUCGUCUUCGUCCCAGGCCGAGGCUCCUCUUCUCUGGAUUCACAAGUGCUGAGGUUGAGAAGAUGGAGAAGUUUCUGAAUGAAUCAGAUAUUCGAUUGAUGGACAACGAGUUUUUUCAGAAAAUUGCAAAAAGUUUUAAUUGCUCUUCUGGUCGUGCUGGGAAACCUAUUAUUAAAUGGACAGAGGUCCAAACUUGGUUCCAGGAGAGGGACCAGCAUUGCAUGCCUAUGCCCGAAGUUGUUCCAGUAGCUAGUCCUCUAAGAAAGAAGCGAGGGCGUUCCCCAAUUCCUAAAGAAGCAGGGGAAGAGCUGCCAGAUCUCUCAGAGUUGGAAUUUGAGGCCAAGUCAUCAACAGACGAGGCAUGGUAUGACGUUGAGUCGUUUCUCACACACAGGUUUCUAAGUUCUGGAGAAGCUGAGGUUCGUGUGAGAUUUGUCGGAUUUGGGGCGGAGGAGGAUGAGUGGGUUAAUGUGAAGAAGGCUGUGCGAGAACGCUCCAUCCCUCUGGAGCAUACAGAAUGUCAUGCAGUGAAGGUUGGAGAUCUUGUGCUAUGCUUUCAGGAGAGGAGAGAUCAAUCCAUCUAUUAUGAUGCUCAUGUUAUCGAUAUUCAAAGAAGAUUGCAUGAUAUUAGGGGCUGCAGGUGUCGUUUCUUAAUUCGAUAUGACCAUGACAACACCGAGGAAAGAGUUCGUUUAAGGAGAUUAUGUCGCAGGCCUCUAUAAAAUAUAUGUUCAGGAGAUAUUUUGGAUUUUCUGCCACUCUUCAGCGCGUUUUCUCCUCUUUUUGUAUCUGGGCGGCGGUAUGUUCAUGCAGAGGACCAUUUUAAGAGUUAUAUUAGUUAUUGAGAGAGGAUUUAUACAUGUUAAUUAGCCUGACCCAAGAUUUAGCAGCCUGGGUGGGCUAAUGAGAAGAUAACCGCCUCUCUUGUCCA
This is a messenger RNA of Tripterygium wilfordii, 1138 nucleotides long. Its product is annotated as protein SAWADEE HOMEODOMAIN HOMOLOG 1-like. Gene Ontology annotation, molecular function: chromatin binding. Bases 204 to 929 code for a protein of 241 amino acids. The record is from RefSeq and is a predicted model, not a curated record. Lineage: Eukaryota; Viridiplantae; Streptophyta; Magnoliopsida; Celastrales; Celastraceae. The transcript is spliced from 9 exons.